AUGGCAGACCUACCAGCACAAUAUCAAUCACUACAGAGUGAAUUGGAAAGUUUUAUUAUCGCCAGACAGAAGUUGGAAACUCAGCUCCAAGAAAAUAAGAUUGUUAUGGAUGAGUUUGAACAAUUGGUUGAUGAAACGAAGGUGUACAAAUUGACAGGGAAUGUGUUGCUUCCUGUUGAACAGGAUGAGGCUCGUUCUAACGUAGAAAAGAGAUUGGAAUUCAUUCAAUCAGAAAUCACCAAAUGUGAAAAAAAUAUCAAGCAAAAGCAAGAAGAACUUGAGAAAGUUAGAGCUGAAAUAAUUAAGAUGCGUGGAUAG
This is a messenger RNA of Naumovozyma castellii, 318 nucleotides long. RefSeq names its product tubulin-binding prefolding complex subunit YKE2 (gene YKE2). Lineage: Eukaryota; Fungi; Ascomycota; Saccharomycetes; Saccharomycetales; Saccharomycetaceae. Bases 1 to 318 code for a protein of 105 amino acids. The transcript has a single exon. The record is from RefSeq and is a predicted model, not a curated record.